CUCUCUUUCUGUACGAUAACAAAUACCAAGAAAUAAACCCAUUUAUUUUUCCUGCUCACAGACUUGCGUUGGCCGUUGGCGAACAAAGCGAAUUGUCAUAGUGACAUAAUUUAUUGUCAGGAACCUUUAUUUUAUCUUUAUACAUCGUACAUGUUUUCUCUCCCUGUCUCUAGUACUGUCGACAUUUUUAAAAUUGCGCAAUUUUUUUAAGAACGGGGAAGAAUGCCCGGAGCGCUCUAUAAAACCUGGGGGAUCAGAGGAGGAGGACGUAGGUAUCGUGUCGGUGUGCAGUGUGUUGUCAUCUCCAUCUCCAGCUCCAGCGCCGCCUUGCUCUGUGUGCUUCCGCCCGCUCUGUGUUGCUAUUGCUAAACUAGUGUGUUCUGUCGCUAUGGGCUCCCUGGCCACCGCGGACGGGCCGUUGCCGCCGCUCAAGUACCCUCAGGCUCGCCGGGACGAAGACAUCGUCGACGACUACCACGGCGUCCUCGUGCCGGACCCUUACAGAUGGAUGGAGCAGGUGGAUUCGAAGGAGGUGAAGGAGUUCGUGGACGCGCAGGCGGCCGUGACCAGCGCCGUGCUGUCCAGCUGCGACCACCGCGGGCGCCUGCGCGGGCAGCUCACCGCGCUCUUCGACCACCCGCGCUUCCGCGCGCCCUUCAAGCGCCGGGGCAGCUACUUCUACUUCCACAACCCGGGCCUCCGCCCGCACAGCGCGCUCUACGUGCAGCACGGGCUGGGCGGCGAGCCCGACGUGCUGCUGGACCCCAGCACGUUCAGCGAGGACGGCACGGUGUCGCUCGGCGUGGUCGGCGUGAGCGACGACGGCGAGCACCUGGCCUACGGCACCAGCGGCAGCGGCAGCGACUGGGUCACCAUCAGGGUCAUGCGCGUGCGCGACAAGGAGCACCUGCCCGAUACGCUGUCCUGGGUGAAAUUCUCGCGCAUCGCGUGGACUCGUGACGGCCAAGGGUUCUUCUACUCGCGUUUUCCGGCUCCAAGGGAUGCGCUGGAUUCUGGGAUGAAGACUGGCGUCAAUCUCAACCACGAAGUCUACUAUCAUUUCCUUGGAACAGAGCAGUCACAGGACGUGUUGUGCUGGAGAGACCCUGAUCAUCCCAAGUACAUAUACAUCCCUCAAGUCACAGAAGACGGCAAGUACGUGAUCCUUUCGGUCUCAGAAACGUCAGAGCCGGUGAACAAGCUGUACUACUGCGACCUGUCGGCUCUCGCUCACGGGCUGGGCGGCGUGAAGAGCGCCCAUGGCAACGGCAUGCUCCCCUUCGUCAAGCUCGUGGACAGGUUCGAGGCCUACUACGGGCUCAUCGCUAACGACGGCACCCAGUUCACGUUCCUCACGAACAAAGACGCUCCAAGGUACAAGCUGGCGAGGGUGGACGUCGACGACGACGAGCCCGGGUCGCCGUGGUGGACCGACGUGGUUCCCGAGGACGAGGACGGGAAGGCGGUCCUGGAGUCGGCGUGCGCCGUCCACGGCCACAAGCUGCUGGUGAGCUACCUGUCGGAUGUCAGGUGCGUCCUGCAGAUGAGGAGCCUGGUCACUGGGGAGCUGCUUCACGACAUACCCGUCGACAUCGGCACUGUCAGCGGGAUCUCCGGCAGACGAUGCGACGCCGAGGUGUUCGUCGAGUUCGCGAGCUUCCUUACCCCCGGGAUCAUCUACAGGUGCGAUGUCGGCUCUGCGGUCCCGGAGAUGGACGUGUACAGAGAGAUCUCGGUUCCAGGAUUCGAUCGAAACGAGUUUGAAGCGAAGCAGGUGUUUUAUCCGAGUAAGGAUGGGACCAAGAUCCCAAUGUUCAUCGUAUCCAAGAAGGAGAUCAGCCUGGACGGAUCGCACCCGGCACUACUGUUCGGCUACGGCGGCUUCGGCGUGAGCGUGACGCCGCAGUUCAGCGUCGCCCGCGUGGUCCUGAUGAGGAACCUGGGGUUCGUGGCGUGCGUCGCCAACCUCAGGGGCGGCGGGGAGUACGGCGAGGGCUGGCACAGGGCCGGGUCGCUCGCCAACAAGCAGAACUGCUUCGACGACUUCGUCGCCGCCGGCGAGUUCCUCGUGUCCGCUGGCUACACCAGCCCGGCGAGGCUGUGCGUCGAGGGCGGCAGCAACGGGGGCCUCCUGGUAGCUGCCUGCGUGAACCAGCGCCCUGAUCUGUUUGGCUGUGCCCUGGCCCAUGUCGGAGUGAUGGACAUGCUACGGUUCCACAAGUUCACCAUAGGUCGUGCAUGGACAUGCGACUUCGGGUGUUCGGAGAACGAGGAAGAGUUCCAGUGGCUUAUCAAGUACUCCCCCCUGCACAACGUGCGGCGGCCGUGGGAGAACAAACGGGCGGCCGCAGCUGCCAACGGCGACGCAAGCUGCCGGGGCUUAGGCGGCCAGUACCCUGCAACCAUGCUGCUGACGGCGGACCACGACGACCGCGUGGUGCCGUCGCACACGCUCAAAUUCCUCGCGACGAUGCAGCACGUCCUGCGCCCCGGCGCGGAUGGCAGCCCGCAGACGAACCCCGUCGUCGCCCGGAUCGAGCGCAAGAGCGGCCACUGCUGCGGCCGCUCCACGCAGAAGAUCAUCGACGAGGCUGCGGAUCGGUACGCAUUCGCCGCGAAGAUGAUGGGAGUCUCUUGGAUGGACUGACUGAGUAACCCACCAAAUGAGUACUGCGCAUUUGGCUCAGGCUGUUAGACCAACGCCAGCAGCGACCCGCAAACGGCUCCGGCUGC
Messenger RNA from Zea mays, 2733 nucleotides. Its product is annotated as prolyl endopeptidase. Gene Ontology annotation, biological process: proteolysis. The record is from RefSeq and is a predicted model, not a curated record. The coding region runs from base 389 to 2647 and encodes 752 amino acids. NCBI's taxonomy places the organism in Eukaryota, Viridiplantae, Streptophyta, Magnoliopsida, Poales, Poaceae. The transcript has 11 exons. Gene Ontology annotation, cellular component: cytosol. Gene Ontology annotation, molecular function: oligopeptidase activity; serine-type endopeptidase activity.